Symbiodinium necroappetens is the source of this 2886-nucleotide messenger RNA. The record is from the annotation of a GenBank genome assembly. Lineage: Eukaryota; Dinophyceae; Suessiales; Symbiodiniaceae.
AUGCAGCCGAGUGAGCGAUGGCGGGCGAUGCUGGAGAUCGGUGCGGCUCAGGCUGCGGGGCACGAGACCGACCCGCAGAUGCUGCAGAUUUCCUACCGCAAGCACGACCAAGAAAAGGUGGAGACCGAAAUUGUUUACGAGGAUGCAGCCGAAGCAGGGGAGCAGCCGCGGCUCCUCGUCUCGCUGAAAUCUGUCAGCACAUUGAAGCUGCUCUGCGAGCAUGAGCAUGCCAGGUGCGACAAGGUGAGCAACAUGCUGGCGGAAUGUCGGUCAGCGUACUACAAAGAGCUCAGGUGGUUGAGGGAACAGCUCUACCUCGCUUAUGAAAGCGAGGAAGAUGCAGCAGCUCGCCGGAACCUCCUGACCCCCGACGACUUCGAGGUCUACUGGUUUGAGCCGGAGAAGUUCCUCGAUGAGGAUACGAGGGACUUCCUCAUACGAUGCGUCCGUGAGACGAACAGGCGGCUGCUGGACGAGAACCGCCAACUGAAGUCCACGCUUCAGGAGAUGAACCUCUUUGAGAAAGCUUCUUUGCCGACGGUCUUGAAGAGGCUGAAGCUGAAGCAUGCUGCCGCGCAGAUCAUGGUCGAGCUCUAUAAUUUGCUCCGGACCAGAGCCGAAAUGAAAAAGUUUAAGGAAGCGGCCUGUGAUCUGAUUGGCAUGGCUAUGCCUCCGGUGGUGGAGCCCCAGCCGGCGGCGACAGCGGCAGUCACCGAGGCAGGAAGUCAAGAGGACAGCGCCGCGACUGGACCCGGGCUCACGGGAGCCUCUGUGGAUGCAGCUGGUCUUGCUGAGCUGGCGGAUCUCCGCAUCCAGGCGCAGCAGCAAGAGGCCGAGCUCCUGGAGCUUCGUUCGAAGCUUUCUGCGGCGAUCGACGCUCGCUUGGAGCAGGAGAAGGCCCAGCGGGCGGCGGAGGAGCGCGACCGGGCCGAGGAGCGCGCGGGGCAACUCCAGCGCCGCGUCUCGGAGCUCGAGAGGGAGAGGGAGGCCUUGGCCUUGGAGCUCCGCGAGACCCGGGAGUUAGAGCCGGAGCUGGAGCGAAUGAGAAGCCGCAUGGUUCGCAGCGUACACAAGAUCAGUGAGAGCUUGCAGACACUGGGACCCGGAGACGACGAGGCAAGGAAUGCGCGGAGGGCGCUGUCGAUGGACCUGUGGGAUUGGGAGCAGGACGAAACGGAUAGCGUUGCGGGCUCCUUCAGGGCCGCACUCUCCAGGUUGGACUCCUUGGUCAUCGCUCUUCCUUCUACUGUGCAAGACGUUGCCGUAGAGAUGCAGCAGCUGAAGCAGCGCUGUGAUGAGCUGGAAACCAACUCCAUGGCUCCAACAGCUGAUCCGGAGGAGCCGCUGUCCUUGGAGCCGGAGCACAGCCCUGCGGCCAGCGGCACUGGCACCCAUCGGACGCGACCAGACUCCGGGAGGACGGAGGCCCUCCUGGCGGCCGCAGCAUUUUCCUCUGCGGGGACCGAGGUCACCGACUUGCGGGAAAGUCCCUGCCCAUCGAGUCCCGCCAGUCCGUUGAGUUCGACUGGCGGGAGACGCCCACAGAAGUCCUGUGAGAUCGAGCCCUCAGAACUGUCGGAUCAGGUCCGCGAUCUGGCGACGAAGUUGGAUCUUGCCAACGAGAAGAUCCGGCAGCUCAAGGAGCAGCUGCUGAAGCUCAGACAGAAGCAUGGGUUACCGGAAGAGGGCCUUCUUGGUGAGAAGGGCUUUGAAGAGGUGCCCGACUUCUUGCUUCCCUACCAGAUGCUGGCCAAAAGGAAGUUGCCAAGAUGGCAGAUCCUGAGCCAGGACGCCGAUCUAAAGCGAAAGAAACGGGAGUACCUCGAGAAGGCUGAGAACAGGACCGUCGGGAAGGAGGUCUUUGCGGCCUUCGACUUCCUGGUUACUGCCGCAGCUGCGCAGCCACCCGCACCGCAGACAGGCUCGCGACUGCCAUCACCAUCGCCCGCUGUCCGUCGCUUUUCGGCUUUGGAGCAGCUGAAUACCAACAAGGUCGCGGUCGGCUCCAGACUGCAAAGUCCGCCCCGACAGAGCCUCGGCGUCCACAGCACCCCGAGACUCCGCGUGGACCGGCCAUCCCGGUCCGCCUCCGCCUCCCCAGAGAGGAGUCUGCAAGAGCCAUGGCGGAACCAGCCCUGGCCGAGUGCCACCGUCCCUUGCAGCGACCCUCCAGAUUUUCAAGGCUAUGCUGCCGGAUGCGUGCAGGGCAACGCAAUUUUCAGUGCCGCGAAGGUGGCCGGUUUCACAUCUCCCAAGGAGAGCAGCCAACUUCAGCAACUUCGGAACGCACCGAAAGGUACAGGUGCCUUUCUCAUGGAUUCCCCUGCAACACCUCACUUUCCACCCACUGGAGCCAAAACAGACACCAACUUCUACCGCGCCCGUCCGACAAGCAAAGAUGCCAGACACACAACAAGUGCCGACGACAGGCGCCCCGACAGGCGCCAUAGUUAUGUUCCCAGCACACGAUGGUCCACAAGAGACACUCAGACUCGUCCUGACGUGGUGCAGCCAAGCAUUUCACUUCCUCGCCUACACGGUCGAGUGACGACAAGCUUGACGCACAAGUCCCAGACCUGGACAUCCCUCAAAGACGACCGGGCCUUACUGCCGGAGAGCGCCUUGCCAAUACCCGGCGAUCGAGUUCGAGGUCAAGCCCUACAGAUGGCCUGCAGGUGGUUGCCCCUUCGCGGGGCUUCCUGCCAGGAAGUGCUCGGUUCCCACCAGGCUGGCCAGACGUACAUGUACAGUCGUGCACAUAUUAUAUAUAUAUACACACACACACACACACGCACUCUCUGUCUCUCUCUCUCUCUCUCUCUCUCUCUCUCUCUCUCUGUAUGCAUGCAUGCAUGCAUGCAUGUAUGUAUGUAUGUAUGUAUGUAG